GUUCCUUUCAGGGGUUACUUCUUAUUUGCAGACGCUUUUGGUGCUCGAUGAUGUGCGAAAGACUUUUUAUCAUCUGGACAUGCACACUUUAUGUAACGUUCAUUACAUCUGUGAAUAUUUCUUGUAGACUUUAGAUAUAGCUAACCUUCUUUAUAUACAACUAGCAAAAUGCGCCAUUAAUCAUUCUAACUUAACAUGGAAUUCCCAUUUCAUGUUAUGCAGCGUCCCCGCCGAGUUAUAAACUAAAAUAGUACUCGAUUAAAAUUAUUCCAUAAAUAUAUGUGCAUUGUCUUCAACGACAUGGGAUUGUGGACGGCGUGCUAUUACGCGCCGAUGAAGACUGUUUGGAGUACUUUUUCGACAAGAUUUACUACGAUUUGCAGUUGUACUGCAGUGCACAGACACAGUACCAACUUGUUACAGUUUACUUUUCGCCUAGAAAAAGUAGUCAAAAACAACGUGGUGGUUAGAAAUAAAGCAACCACACUUGGAAUGGCUUCCGCUAUGGCAUAUUGGCUUCUUAAAAUAAGACUGGUGAAUGACAAAAAUGGAGGCUACUUCGUGUGGAAGGCUCUUUGCGAGGAAGACAUUUUUCCAUCUAAACACACAGUGCAAAGACUAAUUUCUGUUGAAAGCAGACAAAGGAGUAUGUUUAAGAAGGCUGUAUCUCUAGUUUCCUUGCUUGUUCGAUUUUCACAAAUAUGCCUUGUAUUUGGGCCUAUUCUUUUUUUGUAUCCAGUCACAAUAAUAAGCAGAAAAUUGUACAAAAUAUGGCUCAGACUUUUGUUCCAUGCCGUUCAGUUUUCUGGUCCAGCCUUUAUUAAACUGGGACAGUGGAGUAGCACAAGACGAGAUUUAUUCUCUAGGGAAUUUUGUGAUCAGUUUUCCCAACUUCAUCAUCAUGUUCGACCACAUAACUGGAAAUUCACUGAAAAAGCCCUUUGCAGAGCUUAUGGUAAGAGAUGGCAAAACAUCAUAAAGAUUGACAAGAAUCAAGAACCUCUUGGAUCAGGCUGCAUAGCUCAGGUAUACAAAGGAUAUAUUCAUAUCAGGAAAGCAUCUGAAAUUCUUUGUACAAAAGAGAAGCUUGGAGAAAAAGUUAAAUCAUCAGAGGAGAAGGAAAUCAUAGAAAAUUAUGCUGUCAAUCCAGACUAUAUCCCAGUUGCUGUCAAGGUUCUACAUCCAGAUGUAAGAGAGAAUUUUGGUUGUGAUCUGUCUUUGAUGAGGGUCAUGUCACAAAUUUUGGAAAUGUUCAUUCCAACUCUUCGAUGGGUUAACUUGGCAGAAUGUGUGAAGGAGUUUUCCAUUGCAAUGACAAAGCAGAUGAAUAUGGUACAGGAAGCAAGAUGUUUAAAGCAAUUCAGGGAAGAUUUUUCCAAGUUUCAGUGCAUCAGAUUUCCAUUGCCCAUUUUAGAUCUUACUCAUGAAGACAUUUUGGUUGAGUCUUUCGAGGAAGGUCAACCACUGUCUGACUUUAUUGAUGAAAGUGUGGACACACCUUUGGAGCUCAAGAAACAAAUUGCUGACAUCGGCACCGAUGCAUUGUUUCACAUGGUAUUUGUGAAAAACUUUGUUCAUGGGGACUUGCACCCUGGGAACAUCCUCGUUCAGAAUGCUGCUGAAUACAGUAAAGAAGCUGUCGGUGCUGUGAUGGUGAAAGGUCCAUUGCAUCUUGUGUUCCUGGACUGUGGCAUCACUGCAAGUCUUGGAGAAACGGACCAUGAAAAGUUUAUGCAGGUUUUCACUGCAGUUGUGAAAGGGGAGGGUGAGCGAGUAGCGGAUCUUUUUCUGGAAAAAUCUCAACAUGUAGAAUGUGUUGACCCUGACACAUUCCGAAAAGACAUGGCUCACAUUGUCAACAGUGCCCGUGAAACUGCACUACAGCUUUCUAAGUUUAAAGUAUCACAACUCCUGUCUGACCUGUUCUCUCUGCUGAGCAAACAUCGUGUAAAAAUGGAGUCAAACUUCGCUACAAUCAUUAUCGCCAUAGCCAUUGUAGAAGGAAUAGGACGAUCCCUAGACCCCGAGCUUGACAUUUUAAGCAAAGCGAAACGUGUACUUCUGGGGGAAUUCAUCAAGUUCAAGCAUCAUGUAUAAUAAUAUAAGAAGAAGCCAGGUGAGAGUUUCUCAAACACAUGGACCAGCAUGUGAAAGUGUGCUGGCCAGCGGAGCAGUUUGGUGCGUGGGGUAUGGAACUGAAAAUAUCAGAUGAGCAAAGUGUAGAGGAAGAAAGGUAACCAGGGGCACGGGGAUCCAGAUAUUUGUAGCAAAGGGAGUCACACUUUAAUACAAAUGGUGAUUACCAGCUAGUGAAGAAGGAUGAUGAUGUAAUUGGUCUUAUUUUUCUGGAGCACCAGCUGGGCAUUGGCAUUCUGGAAAUAUUGAAGGCUGUGGAGUGGGGCAAACAGAAGGCCAGCAAAGAGUUGCAAUAGUCCACUUUACACUUUACCUUAUUCCAUGAAGUGAGACUGGUAUCAGAAUCAUAAAGUGAUACAGAUAUCAUAAUGAUUUUUAUCUGUUUAUUUAUUAAAUAGUAUGUUAAAGUAACAUUGACAUUUUUAAACAUUUGUUUUCACCAAAGAUAAACUUAAAGCUUUCAGUGCCUUGCAUAUUGAACAUUUCUGAUGCAGUAGCAUCACACAUCCAAAUGAAAGUUUAUUGGGUUUUUUUUAAGUCAUUGAUGUAAAUAAAUAUCAUUUUGCUAUCAA
Molecule: messenger RNA, 2708 nt
Organism: Pomacea canaliculata
Lineage: Eukaryota; Metazoa; Mollusca; Gastropoda; Architaenioglossa; Ampullariidae
Exons: 10
Coding region: 280-2097 (605 amino acids)
Cellular component (GO): mitochondrion
Source: RefSeq, a predicted model, not a curated record